AUUGUUACAAAUGUUGGCAAUAUGCUAAACUGCUGAAUGUGAAAUGCAACCGCUACAUGAUGCCUAUUUACACGUAUAGGAAUACAUAUUCCGCUUCGACUUGUGGUGUGCGAAGCCUUUUCUAGCAUAUAUACUAUGUUCAUGCUGGAUGUAAUAUAGAUUGAAAAACCAUGCGCAAGGAUAAUAUGCAUUGAAACUGACUAAAAUCUUGUGUGGGUCGGUGGAUAUUCAAAAAGUGGGAGACGACGAUAACACACGUGUUUGUGACAUUUCGGAAUUCACGUUAGUGGAAGCGAGAUAGCCAGUCCAGAAGAAAAGUAGAAACUGUCAAAACAGGCGGUAUUUGCGACAAUCGUGGAAAUUUCUUUGCACGACUUUAGACGAAUCAUUCGAAAAGUGAUUAUUUUAUAGGAACGUUCGCUGAAACCAUUACGUUCGGUGAUGUUUCAUUUGUAUUUAAAUUAAAUAUUCACUUUAGUUAUAAACAUUGUGACGAAACAGCUGUUUAUACUUAAAAAACUAUAUGAUCUACGUGAAGCGCUUUUGCCCACAUAUAUGUAUAAAUCAUUUAGGCGUUUUUGCGAUCUAAUAAUUGUGCCCUCGUGACAUUCGGGCUGUGCUUAACCAUCACCAAAAUUGUCUUUACUUGUUACCACUUUUCAAAUCAUCAACGUCGCUAUCAACCGUGUUUACUUAUCAAGCGUUCGCUUUGAACAUUUGUUUCAAUUUGGUUGAUCUCUUAAAAAAUUAAAAGCCUCAAACUGGCGGAAAAGAAGCCCACGUUGACUCUAUGUCAGACAUCUGUGCUGAAAGUAUAUUACGCUGUCAUUGAAGAUGUGAUUUCAAACGUGCGCGACGCCUUCCUCGAUGAGGGUGUCGAUGAACAGGUUCUACAAGAGAUGAAACAAAAUUGGCGUGCAAAACUAAUGGCAAGCAAAGCGGUGGAAAUUAAUCCAGAACCAGCAGAGCCACAACCGCCACCGAUUGUGGCCAAUAAUCCAAAGCCAUCAAAGGCCGCUGCUGCCAAAGCUAAAAAGGCAGCUGCUGCGGCUGCUGCUGCGGCUGCAGCUCAACAAAACAGUAAUAAUGCAUCAAGCAGUGGCAACAAUGCUUCUAGCUCAAAUGCGUCCAAUUCUCAACUACAAUCGAAUUUAGCGAAUGGUUCGGGUGUCUCUACUUCCGGAGGCCCAACAACAUCGACGGCAGCCAAUAGUUCAGCCGGAGUGAAUGGCGGUAUCAAGCAAGAGCUAGGAAAGUCAAUAACAGCGACAAACUUACAAAAAUCCAAUAUAAUUGGCAAUGCGACAUCAAACACUGCACCAAUGGCAACAACCUCUGGGAUCGGAGGAGGUGUUGGUGGACCACAGCAACAGACAACAAAUUCAGCCAUACCGAUUGUUGCUACACUUGAUCCAAAUCGUAUUAUGCCUGUAAAUAUUACAUUACCUGCUCAAACUGGGUCCAUGAGUACGGAAUCUCGUGUAUUAACUAUACAUGUUCCAGCAUCGGCACUUCAGGAUAACCAAUUGACACAAAUAUUGACAGCGCACUUAAUUUCGUCCAUCAUGUCACUGCCAACAACGCUGGCGUCUUCGGUGCUGCAGCAACACGUGAAUGCAGCUCUCAUCAAUAGUAACAUGCAAAAAAAUUUCAAUUCUUCGAAGCAGUUAGACGGCGCAUUAGAUACUUCGGAUGAAGAUGAAAGCGAGGAAAGUGAUGAUAAUAUGGAUAACGAUGAUGAUGAUGAUCUUGAUAAAGACGAUGAUGAAGACGCAGAAAAUGAAGGUGGUGCUGAAGAGGAACCACUCAAUAGUGACGACGAUGUGACAGACGAAGAUGCCAGCGAUGUAUUUGAAACAGAUAACGUUAUCGUUUGUCAAUAUGAUAAGAUAACUCGAUCGCGCAAUAAAUGGAAGUUUUAUCUUAAGGAUGGUAUCAUGAAUAUUGGUGGCAAAGAUUACGUUUUUCAAAAGUCAAAUGGUGAUGCUGAGUGGUAAAGGAGAUUCAUCUUAAAUUUAUUCGCGAACACGAAACUCAUUUUUACCAUGAGAAAUUUGUUCAUUUCAAAAAGACAAACAUUUUCUGUUAUUCUAAUAACUGUGACUCUAGGCUAUUUCAUAUAAAAUUUGCUUUGCCUCACUUGACAGUUUGAAUUUUUAGAUUAAAGUGAAUUAAAAUGAGCGUAUGAUGUCGCAAUGAAAUCUUCUAUUCGCGAGCUAUCAAAUAUUGUUAUCUAUUUUCAUAUUUUUAUAGCUCAAAAUAAAUUUCAUAGAUAGAGAUGAUAUACGUUAAAACAAAGCUCUCAAGCAAAGCGAUGCGAAUAUUUUAUGUGUAUUGGUCUUAACAAGUAUCAACUUUACAACAAACAUAUGUUUUAGCUUAGUUUAUUUGACUUACGAUAUUUUCUUUGUUAAUCAUAUGUCAUGUAUACACUUACAUACAUAUAUGUACAAGGAAAUUGUAAUAAUGCUACAAAAAAAAAACUAAGAAAAACUAUCAAAGGUAUAAAAAGCUACAUAACGAAAAUGUUUUUUGCCAAAUAUACACAUACAUGCAAACUUGGUAUUUAUAUUUAUGGAAAAAAUUCAAAACAAAAUAAACACAUUUACGUAUGAAACUGUGUACAUACAUGUAUAAAUAUAUUAGAUAUAUUGGUCGAUUACCUGAUAGUGAACUGAUGAAAGUGUAGUGAUAAGAACUGCAAAAGAAAAUGAAAACAACUAGGGAUAUUUCCACAAAAUUCGCUAUAACACGAGUGGUAUAGCAAACAUAGCAAAUAAUAUGAUAUGUGUUUGUACCAAAAUAAAAAAUUAAAUUGAAAAAUACGCUAACAUGAUUACAAAUAUAGUUUAGAAUGGCUCUAACGAGUAGUGUACAUUAUUAUGGAAAAUAAAUAAAUAUAAUAUUGGA
Molecule: messenger RNA, 2910 nt
Organism: Ceratitis capitata (Mediterranean fruit fly)
Lineage: Eukaryota; Metazoa; Arthropoda; Insecta; Diptera; Tephritidae
Gene: TfIIA-L
Product: transcription initiation factor IIA subunit 1
Exons: 8
Coding region: 900-1997 (365 amino acids)
Biological process (GO): transcription by RNA polymerase II; transcription initiation at RNA polymerase II promoter
Cellular component (GO): transcription factor TFIIA complex
Source: RefSeq, a predicted model, not a curated record